AUGAGCCGCUUGAAGGUUGGCGAUGCUUCCGGCGAUAAUUGCAUUUCAUGCGGCUCUUCCAUCUCAGCAGACAACAAAUCUCCAGUUCCUCUUUGCUGCUUUCCCUGCUAUGAGGACCAGUCUCGAAUCGAGGAAGCUCUGGAAGAAUCAGAGCCUCAGGUGCUAGAUUCAGAGGUGGCCGAGGAGUUUUGUCCCGAGACACCAAGCAAGACAUCAUCUCAUGGCGAGGUGCCGUCGGAGAAGGUAGUCGAAGCUGCGCCCGAGUCUGGGUGGAUGCGAAAGAAGCGUGAAGGUUACGGGCAAUGGUUUGCGCGUAUUCGAGCAUUCCAGGAGGGACCUGAAGCCUGCCAAUCUCAAGCACACUACUUGCACCGCUGGAAAAGCAUGAGCAUGGAAGAACAGCAAGGAUUUCAAGCAGAAAUGGCUGCAAAGGAUUCGGACCAUGUAGGCGCUGCAGUUGUCAAGACUGAGCCUCGCACUGCGUUUGACGAGGUUCCCUGGCUACGGGAUGAUGAUGGCUUCCGGCGCUUAGUGCUGCCCCCAGGCUAUACAGUGUCCCAGCUCGAAAAGGACUUUGCUGAGUACCAGCCUUGGAAGCAUUCUCAGAAGAGGUGGGAGAUGUAUGGGCUUCUUCUAUUCUUGAUGGAAAUGCCGUCUUGCCCUAUCCGGAACCCUGCGCAAGCUUGUGAGCAGUUGAAGAUCUUGAAGGUCAAUAAGCACAUCCUGUACCGCAUCCGCAAAGAUUUUGGCAACAGUCUUCCUUUCGACUGUCCUCCUGUAUUCCAAGCUGGUCGCACCCCACAGAGUUCUUUGAAUGAACGUGAAAAAGAAGAUGUGUUUCUCUUCUUGAAGUUUCACGAAAGAACUGGAACGGCGCUGACGAUCCAACAGUGCGAAGACGCAAUCAUCAUCAUGAAACUCGCCAAGGAGGGGCGCUUGGAUGACAAGCCCACGCAGUCUCAACUGCAGGAACGGCUUGAGAGUGAACGUCCCAAGCGCCACCAUUUGUGGCGUGACUUCAAGACUUGGGUGGAGGAGAAUAAGUCACCUGAAGAGCAUCUGUGCUUGUCGAGACUCAAGGUCAAAAGCGUGCAUGAGCUCACAUCUUGCACACCCAAGGUGGUUGGUGCUGCCUAUGAUGCUUUGCAGGCUCUGCUGACAGAGCACGGAUUCUUGGAGGAUGGCAUCUUGAAAGCUGAGUCUGCAGGGUCUGACACGCUGGUGAAGGGCAUCACGACAAAAUUGGGUCGCAACACAGCUGCCACUCACACCCCAUCCGUGGCCUUUGAGCACGUCAGCGUGUGUUCCUUCAUGCCGUUGUGUGGAAAGAGUUUGCCGCCAGGCUUCAGCUCCAUGCUGGAAAAAUGCUGUCUCGCUCCCAUGCGGGCCCUUGCUGCGCUCCGGAGAAUUGUUGGCGAGGGCCUCUCUGAAGCAAACCAAAGGGCCGCCUGGAGCCACAUUGGCUUCGAGACAGGAUCCCGCAUUUUGCGGGAAAAGAUACUUGUGGACAGACAUGCGGAACUCUUUGCUUCCAAGCUUGCUGGACCAGGUGAUUUGCCUGAACCGAAAUCCAAGUCCUCUGCAGCGUUGGACUUGCUGAAAAUUGUUUCUCCAGCGAAGAAAGCGUGCCAAGCGGACUCCUGCAAUGCCCAAAUCCCUGUGACUUCCAAGUUUUGUGGCGACUGCGGUGCUGCCAACCCCCAUUUUGAUGCCACCACUGCCGAUCUGUACCGGCCUGGGCGAAAGGCUGGGUGGAGAAAGGUUCCUGAAGGUGAGGCCAUUGCCCCACAGACAGUGGAGGAGGACCGCUUGGCCGCCGGGGUGGGCGAUCUCUUAGCAGUGCUUCGGAAAAAAAAGGAAUCGCAAGCUACAACAAAGCUUGUCGGAGAAGAGGAACCAGCAGCAAAAAAGGCAAAGAUCAGUGAAAAAGCGCCAGACGAUUUGGAAAUCCCAGCUGGCUCAAAGCCGGUGGACUCGUUGAGCGACGAGGAGCACGACUUAGAUACAACUUCAGGGUGCGUUGCGUACAUUUGCGCAAAUUUUGGGAAGUCCCGAAGGGAUGACAUCAAACCAAUUGCUGAAUUUUUUGUUUCCUCGCACCUCAAACCUAUGUGCCGAAAAGAGGCCCUGUGGUCUGUGUUUCAAAAGGAAGUGGUGAACAAAGGAACUUUGAGAUCCACUGCUGGCCGCAGCGCUUGGCUGGCGGCAUGGCGCGCAAAUCGCGCCAAACGUUUUGCAAAGGUGAAGAAAUGA
Molecule: messenger RNA, 2253 nt
Organism: Cladocopium goreaui
Lineage: Eukaryota; Dinophyceae; Suessiales; Symbiodiniaceae
Source: the annotation of a GenBank genome assembly